AUGGACACCCGGAACACUAGAGGAGUUACUUACCAGUUAGUAUGCACAAUUGGCGUAGCAGACGAGGUGAAGCCUGAAGCCCACCUCGCGGUCUACUGCCUCAAGAAGAUGGGGCUCCAAGUCUGUCUACUGACGGGAGACAACAGGAAGACUGCCGUGGCCAUAGCCAGACAGGUGGGCAUAAACAAAGUGUACGCAGAAGUACUGCCCUCACACAAAGUGGCCAAAAUACAGAAGUUACAAGAAGAAGGGCAGAAGGUGGCCAUGGUGGGCGACGGGGUCAAUGACUCCCCAGCGCUGGCCCAGGCCGACGUGGGCAUCGCUAUAGCCAGUGGGACUGACGUCGCUGUUGAAGCUGCCGAUUUGGUUCUUAUGAGGAACGACCUGCUAGACGUAGUGGCAUGUCUAGAACUAUCUAGAACUACAGUGCGAAGGGUUCGUCUCAACUUCUUAUUCGCAAGUGUAUACAACUUGCUGGGCAUACCGUUGGCCAGCGGGGCAUUCGCCAUGUUCGGGUUGCAGUUACAGCCGUGGAUGGCGUCAGCAGCGAUGGCAAUGAGCUCGGUGUCAGUCGUCUGCUCGAGUUUAUUAUUAAAAACUUUCAAGAAACCAACACUAGAACAGCUGCGAACUACGGAAUAUCUUCAAUCCAUUCACCUGGAGGAGUUGGACGCAGUGUCAGUACAUAGGGGACUGGACGAACGGAUAGACCCCAGCGAGAGGGGGGCGUCGCCAUUGGCUAAGUAA
Spodoptera littoralis (African cotton leafworm) is the source of this 747-nucleotide messenger RNA. NCBI's taxonomy places the organism in Eukaryota, Metazoa, Arthropoda, Insecta, Lepidoptera, Noctuidae. The record is from the annotation of a GenBank genome assembly.